AAAUUUGUUGUGUUUUGAAUAGAAAUAAGGAAAAAAAAAAUUCAUCUUUUUGUUCUAAGUGGAAGUCAGCCAAAAACACCAACAUUUAUAAAAUCAAUGAGAUGAUGGGUCGUGGAGAAAGGCAUGGUCUGACAUCCUCCUGGCUAGGUGGUGACAUGGGUUCCAAACUUCUCUUAUAGCCUCCUCUUUCCUCUCUCUAGCCCCUUUUCUGUUCUUCUUCACCCCCUUCUUUUUUUCUCAAAAAAUGUUGAGGAUAUGGAAAUGUUACCAGAAUUGCUUAUCUCUUCAUCCUGUGAAAACACAAGUUAUUAGCUCAGGUUUCCUUUGGGGCAUUGGGGAUGUUGCUGCUCAAUACGUCACCCAUUCCACCGCAAAGAAACGCCUUCAAUAUAAAGAUGCAGGGCAAGAAUUUAAAAUCAACUGGAAAAGAGUAGCUAUCACAAGUAUCUUUGGAUUUGGCUUUGUUGGACCAGUUGGGCACUUCUGGUAUGAAGGCUUGGACAGAUUUAUAAAGUUGAGGCUUCAACUACGGCCAAAGUCGGCGAGGUUUGUAGCUACCAAAGUUGCAAUGGAUGGCCUUAUCUUUGGGCCCUUUGACUUGCUUGUAUUUUUCACUUAUAUGGGGUUUUCCAACGGCAAAAGUGUUGAUCAAGUGAAGGAAGAUGUGAAGAGGGAUUUCCUCCCAGCCUUGAUAUUGGAGGGUGCUGUGUGGCCAAUUGUUCAGGUUGCAAAUUUCCGAUAUGUUCCUGUGAGAUACCAACUCCUUUAUGUUAAUAUCUUCUGCUUGCUAGACAGUGCCUUCUUGUCAUGGAUUGAUCAACAGAAGGAUGCUCCCUGGAAACAGCAGUUUACUUCUUUCACCUCAUUGAAGGAACGAGGAGGCCAAGGCAGAUUAUGAUGAUAUUUCUCCUCACUUGCAAUUUUUUUCCUCAUACUGUUCAUAGUACCAAGUGUAGUGUACAACAGAAUAUUCAUAUACUGUUGAAAGAAUCAUAGAACAAUCCCAAAAUGCCAACUGGGGUUUUAGAUUUGGGGAGGGAUUGAAUUAUUUUAAGCUUUCAGUAAUGUCCAACCAAUCUUCACUUUAAAUGGAAUAAACUACAGAACCCAAGCUGAAGAUGUGUUUGUGCAAUUCUUCUUUCUGGGAAAAACAGCAUGUAUAUAAUCGAAGCCUGAUGAACUGAAACUACGAUUACUGAAGGAACUGGUACUCUUCGCUUGAAUACAAUACAGCAGAUUGUUUUGUGAACCUUCAGAGGGAGUAGGCAUUUUUUAUACAAAGCU
Durio zibethinus is the source of this 1284-nucleotide messenger RNA. Its product is annotated as Peroxisomal membrane 22 kDa (Mpv17/PMP22) family protein. NCBI's taxonomy places the organism in Eukaryota, Viridiplantae, Streptophyta, Magnoliopsida, Malvales, Malvaceae. Gene Ontology annotation, cellular component: cytoplasm; membrane. The record is from RefSeq and is a predicted model, not a curated record.